UUAAAACAAUUAAAAUAUUAACUUAUGUAACACAUUAAUAUUAAUAAUAUGUUUACAAACAACCAUCGUUUACGACACGAUGAAAAAUAUUAUAAUUUUAUUACUGUCGAUUAUAGCGGCAUGUUCGUUUGAACAAAAUUCGACUAAUUACAAAGGACUUAUAUCUAAUGGCGUUCAAUAUGAUCCUAAAGAAUUUCCAUACGUAACGACUAUUCUAUUAUUUGAGGACAAUGGGGCAAAUUAUAGUGUCUGCACAGGAUCAUUGAUAACAAAAUAUUUCGUUAUAACCGCUACUCACUGUCUUCUCGAUAAAACGAUUAAGUUAAUACGAGUAUAUGCUGGACCAAUGGCUAAUUCUAAAUAUCACAAGGUAAAACAAGUGUACAUACAUAAAGACUUUCGAUUAAGUAACCCUAGUGAAGGUUCAGACGUAGGUCUGAUAAAAGUAAGCGUAUAGCAAAUUAUUAUUUUUGUUAAACAAAGAAUAUUUCUGUUUAUCUGUAAGUACUUGGCCAUCCGUCAAGAACAUCCAGUAUUGCAACCAAUGCCAUAAGUCAUAACCAGGGUUAACAUCCAACCAUCCCAUAUGGUCGACAACCAUUCGUAACCUGUGUGAGGGGAGGUAUUAAGGCUCAAGUCCCGGUGGGGUCUCCCCCUUUAACCAUCUAAGCGGAACUGGCUGCUUCUCGCCUUAACGGCGCAGUCUCAUCCCUCCAGGUGGGUACAUUGGGCGCCCGAGCGC
Molecule: messenger RNA, 742 nt
Organism: Acyrthosiphon pisum (pea aphid)
Lineage: Eukaryota; Metazoa; Arthropoda; Insecta; Hemiptera; Aphididae
Product: chymotrypsin-like elastase family member 2A
Exons: 2
Coding region: 80-457 (125 amino acids)
Biological process (GO): proteolysis
Molecular function (GO): serine-type endopeptidase activity
Source: RefSeq, a predicted model, not a curated record